Pan troglodytes (chimpanzee) is the source of this 3894-nucleotide messenger RNA. It is a transcript of the gene ZNF182, whose product is annotated as zinc finger protein 182. Gene Ontology annotation, molecular function: RNA polymerase II cis-regulatory region sequence-specific DNA binding; DNA-binding transcription factor activity, RNA polymerase II-specific. The record is from RefSeq and is a predicted model, not a curated record. The coding region runs from base 648 to 2567 and encodes 639 amino acids. Lineage: Eukaryota; Metazoa; Chordata; Mammalia; Primates; Hominidae. Gene Ontology annotation, biological process: embryo development; regulation of transcription by RNA polymerase II. Gene Ontology annotation, cellular component: nucleus. The transcript has 8 exons.
CCUGCAGCCGUUUAGGCUGCGGUGCCAAAGAGUCGGUCCCGAAGCGGAAGUGCUUGUUGGGGCCAGGCUUUGUAACGGUCUCCUGAGCAGCGAGCAGAAAAUCUGUUAUCGAGAGAGAGUGAGCACAGUGACCUGCCCCUAAGGGUUCAUGCGCAUCCCUCAGACCCCUCUUUAGACGCGCCCCGCUUCUCCCUCUGCCCUCUCCCCUUGCCCAAGCCCCGAGGUGGGGGCCUGGUGUGGAUGCUCCGGCCGAAGUGAACCUGCACCCCCGCACCCGAAGGCCUCUUUCCGGCUCCUGGGCAAGGCGGCCCCGGUGAGCUCGGCCGUCACACAUCUCUGCUUUUUCCCAAGAAGAGCAGGAAAUGGCCAAACCCCAGCAGGAUCUCCCUCUCUCACCCAGGCUGGAGUGCAGUGGCAUGAUCUCAACGUACUGCAGCCUUGACCUCCCGGGUUUAAGUGAUCCUCCCACCUCAACCUCCCAAGUAGCUGGGACCACAGGCACACACCACCACGACUGGCUAAUUUUUUGUAGAGAUGGGGUUUUGCCAUGUCUCCCAGGCUGGUCUCGAACUCCUGAGCUCAGAAAAAAAAAGUUAUAAAGAAAAGUGGUUUAUUUGGCUCACAGUCCUGCAAGCUGUACAAGAAGCAUGACACCAGCAUCUGCAUCUGGUGAGGCCUCAGGAAGCUUCUACUCAUGGCAGAAGGCAAAGAGGGAACAGGGGCUAGUGACAUUUGAAGAUGUAGCUGUGGAUUUCACCCAGGAGGAGUGGCAGUACCUGAACCCACCACAGAGGACCCUGUACAGAGACGUGAUGCUGGAGACCUACAGCAACUUGGUCUUUGUGGGGCAGCAGGUUACCAAACCAAACCUCAUCCUCAAGUUGGAGGUAGAAGAAUGCCCAGCAGAAGGAAAAAUCCCAUUUUGGAACUUUCCAGAAGUCUGUCAAGUUGAUGAACAGAUUGAGAGGCAACAUCAGGAUGACCAAGAUAAAUGUCUGCUGAUGCAAGUUGGAUUUUCUGACAAGAAAACAAUUAUCACCAAGAGUGCUCGUGACUGUCAUGAGUUUGGAAACAUACUUCAUCUGAGUACAAACCUUGUUGCUUCAAUACAAAGACCCGAUAAACACGAAUCAUUUGGAAAUAAUAUGGUAGAUAAUUUAGACUUAUUUAGUAGAAGUUCUGCAGAAAAUAAAUAUGAUAAUGGAUGUGCAAAAUUGUUCUUCCAUACUGAGUAUGAGAAAACAAAUCCUGGAAUGAAGCCCUAUGGCUAUAAAGAGUGUGGGAAAGGUCUUAGGCGAAAGAAAGGCCUUAGUCUACAUCAGAGAAUUAAAAAUGGAGAGAAACCCUUUGAAUGUACUGCAUGUAGGAAAACCUUCAGCAAGAAGUCACACCUCAUUGUACAUUGGAGAACUCAUACGGGAGAGAAACCUUUUGGAUGUACCGAAUGUGGAAAAGCCUUUAGCCAAAAAUCUCAGCUCAUUAUACACUUGCGAACUCAUACAGGAGAGAGACCCUUUGAGUGUCCUGAAUGUGGAAAAGCCUUCAGAGAAAAGUCAACUGUCAUCAUACAUUACAGGACUCACACAGGAGAAAAACCUUAUGAAUGUAAUGAAUGUGGAAAAGCCUUCACUCAGAAGUCCAACCUCAUUGUCCAUCAGAAAACCCACACUGGAGAGAAAACCUAUGAAUGCACUAAAUGUGGAGAAUCUUUCAUACAGAAGCUUGAUCUAAUUAUACAUCAUAGUACCCAUACAGGAAAGAAACCCCAUGAAUGUAAUGAGUGUAAGAAAACUUUCAGUGAUAAGUCAACUCUCAUUAUACACCAGAGAACUCAUACGGGAGAGAAACCUCAUAAAUGUACUGAAUGUGGGAAGUCUUUCAAUGAGAAGUCAACCCUCAUUGUGCAUCAAAGAACUCAUACAGGAGAGAAACCCUAUGAAUGUGAUGUGUGUGGAAAAACCUUCACGCAAAAGUCAAACCUUGGUGUACAUCAGAGAACUCAUUCAGGAGAGAAACCCUUUGAAUGUAAUGAAUGUGAGAAAGCCUUCUCUCAGAAGUCCUACCUCAUGCUGCAUCAGAGAGGUCAUACAGGAGAGAAACCUUACGAGUGCAAUGAAUGUGAAAAAGCAUUUUCACAGAAAUCAUAUCUCAUUAUACAUCAAAGAACUCAUACAGAAGAAAAACCCUAUAAAUGUAAUGAAUGUGGCAAAGCCUUCAGAGAAAAGUCAAAGCUCAUUAUACAUCAGAGAAUUCAUACAGGAGAGAAACCUUAUGAAUGUCCUGUGUGUUGGAAAGCUUUUAGCCAGAAGUCACAGCUCAUAAUACAUCAGAGAACGCACACGGGAGAGAAACCCUAUGCAUGCACUGAGUGUGGCAAAGCCUUCCGAGAAAAGUCAACAUUCACUGUACAUCAAAGAACUCAUACUGGAGAGAAACCCUAUAAAUGUACAGAAUGUGGGAAAGCCUUUACCCAAAAAUCAAACCUUAUUGUACAUCAGCGAACCCAUGCAGGAAAGAAAGCCCAUGGAAGAGGCCACACUCGGAAGUCAAAGUUCAUGGCACAUUAGAGAGCUAAUCAGCAGUAUCUAUUAUGGACACUGAAAGAAAGUUGUGUCAAUUUUACUCACAUUUUAAAAGUAUAUUUUGACUUGUGGUUUAAAUAUGGGAGUAAAUUCAGCCUUUCUUCUUUUCAUCUCAGUCAUAACCCAAAAGCUACGGGAGAAAAAGCAGAAGUGUAAUCUCUGUAUCUGACAAAAUUAGGAGACAGCUGCAACCCUAAUGAGAGGGCUGCCACAGGCAGAGGAAAUGAAGCACUGGUGCAGGAGAUUUCAGAGUGAGCGUGCUCAAGGCUGCAGAUGCAAGACAGCACUGGUAAGGACUCUUAGCUGAGGUUCGGGAUAUACCCCGAGGCGUGGAACCAUAGAUAUAACAGUGGUAACCGUGCGUGGGUAGGUAGGAGGUAGGAUGUUUCCUAGACCAUUUGGGGUCUGAGGAGAAACAGGCUGGGGCCUCGAGAAGGAGUCACUCAGACAAGCCAUAUUUGUAGAAAGUAGUCUACUGAUGGGAGCAACAGUUAUGGCAUGCUGGGGGAAGAGAAGGGACUUUUCCUUGUGAAGAGCCCUACAGCUGCCCCUAUUUACUGACUUGGGAGAAGUAAAGUCAGAAAGAACGAACAGCUGUGGGGGGAAAAAAUUCUCAGUUGUCAAAAAAAAAAAACUGAUCUGCUUAGAAUGUGGCCCUGGUUUCUUUUCCCACAUGAACCUCCAGCAAAUAGCAAGUCCAGGAAAAACUCUUCUCAUUCAAAGAGGAAUUAUUCAAAAGUAAUCAAAACCACAAAUGCAUUUGGUUUUUGGGCCAGCAAUUCCACUUCUAGGAAUGUACAUACUCACACAUGUACAAAAUGAUGAACAUACAGAAGUAUUCAUUAAUGCAGCGUUUGUGAAAACAAAAGAUUGGAAGCUGUCUAAAUGACACCAUAUCAGGGUUCUGGUUCCCUAAAUUGUGGUAUAUUCAUACAGCCUACUCCUGGGUAGACAACAAUGAAUAAAUAAGGAGAACUUGGAAACCAUUUAUGUAGUGAUGUGGGAUAACCUUCAGUUUAUGUUAUUAGGUAGGAAAAAUAAGGUUGAGGACAGUGAGUAUAAUACACUGCCAUUUGUAUAUAAAAAGGAGAAAAAUGGUAAGUACAUAAUUGUGAAUUCAUAAGUUAUCUCUGGAAAGAGACAUGAGAACCUGGUAACCCUGAUUACCUUGGGAGGGGAAGGGGCAGUGGUGGCUGGGGGGAUGGAAUUGAGAGGGAGACAACUGUAUCCUUUCAUAGCUUUUGAAAAUGUGGGUGUACUAUGUACUAUGUGGAUGUACUACCUUUUCAAAAAUAAAACAUUUAAAAAGCUA